AUGAAAUCGCGGGCUCUAUUCACCAAGGGAGUUUCACACGCACUUGUCUCAGUUCGUCAUUGGGCUCUUCCCCAUUUAAUUAAUGCCAGUCGGUUUGGUAAUCCGGCUAUAAUUGCAGAUGAAUCUCGAUGUCCAACAUCGUGGACUUCUUCCGGAGACGUCUGUGUUAAGCCUUUCAUUCGGCCAUUGACGUCUGUGGAAGCUCAGCACAAAUGCAUGGCAGAAGGUGGCACUCUGUUUGAUUGCGAUCGUCCGGGUAUGGUGGACGAUGUGACAGAAAUUCUACGGAGCCUAUUCGACAAUGGGCUACUGGAAAGCACAUGGUUGGUGUCGAGACGAGGAGGCGAGGCACCAAGGGCGAUCGCUAGAACUGGGGACUUAUACAAGGUAAUUGACGUGCCUUCUUCGGCCGCAUUCCCCUUCAUAUGCUCUCUGACGACAAUUGGCAGGCGAUCUCUACUCAUCCAACAAACACUGUUAGAUGCAGGAGCUCCUCGCAUUGUUUCAUCGGCUCCAACCGAAGUCUUCUUUCAUUCUCGUGACGAUGCUGAUUAUGUCGUUCUGCCAUGUGCUGCAGAAGGCAACCCUCAGCCGGUGAUCACUUGGUUCAGGAAUGACAUCGAUGUAGUGGUACCUUCCGGUUCCAGUGUGCCAUAUCUGCUGUCUGGUGGAUCUCUGUUAGUUCCAGCCGAUCCAUCAUUAGCAUAUUCGUCGUUCCAUUGCACUGCAAAAAAUCGACACGGUGAAGUCAGAGGCCCGUCUAUACUACUGAAACCGGCAUUUCUGGAUUCGUUUCGAACACAUCGCGGUAGUGUCGUUCCGCUGUAUAAUGGUGGUGCAAAACUUGAAUGUGAUGCGCCAAAUCACCAACCGAUAAACCUGCUGGACCUGCUGGAGUCUCUUGUGUAA
Molecule: messenger RNA, 909 nt
Organism: Haemonchus placei
Lineage: Eukaryota; Metazoa; Nematoda; Chromadorea; Rhabditida; Trichostrongylidae
Source: the annotation of a GenBank genome assembly